This is a messenger RNA of Ruditapes philippinarum (Manila clam), 1664 nucleotides long. RefSeq names its product neurotactin-like. Lineage: Eukaryota; Metazoa; Mollusca; Bivalvia; Venerida; Veneridae. The record is from RefSeq and is a predicted model, not a curated record. The transcript is spliced from 5 exons. The coding region runs from base 102 to 1664 and encodes 520 amino acids.
UUUGCAAUAUCCUUUUGCUUUGGCAUUAAGAAACUUUGGCCUUUAUCUUUGUUUGCGAGGUCGGCGUUAAAUCAUUGUAAUCAAGGAGCCGGUUAAGAAAAAUGCUUAGACCAGCCAUAUUGAUUUUGGUAAUCUUCGGUCUUGGUGAAUGCUUUAUAAUAACUCACAGGAAAGGUCCAGUUGUGAAUACAACAUGUGGUCCGAUUGAAGGUUUAUCGCAAAACGGUGGACACGGAUUUCGGGGGAUUCCAUAUGCUUUACCGCCAAUUGGGAAAUUGAGAUGGCAGCCGCCAAAGAAAUUAAACAUGGCCGAUGGAACAUGCUGGAAUGGAACACUUUCUGCCAAGCAAUAUGCGAAUUUUUGCUUUCAAUAUGAAACAGAUACGACAUUCUACGGAAGUGAGGACUGUCUGUAUAUGAAUGUGUUUACACCGACGCUUAAUAAAUCAGCCAAGUUACCGGUAAUGGUCUGGGUUCACGGUGGUUCAUACUCUUCAAGUUCCGGAAAUGACGACAACUACUUCGCUGACGAAAAAAUGGCCGGGGAGACAAAUGUUGUUUAUGUAAACCAUAAUUAUAGAUUACACACUUUUGGGUUUAUGGCACUGCAGAUACUUGCAGACGUUUCACCUACUAACACUUCUGGCAACUACGCUUUCAUGGAUUCUUUAGUAGUUCUCCAAUGGGUACAAGCUAAUAUUCAAAACUUUGGAGGGGAUCCAUCACAGGUCACGCUGUACGGCCAAAGCGCUGGUGCAACUCAUGUUUUAGGGUUAAUGGCAUCUCCAUUGGCCAAGGGGUUGUUUCACAAAGGUUGGAUGGCUAGUGGUUCCCCUCGUUAUGAUAAACUUGCGAAAGACGCAUACGAAGACAAUCUUGUUUACCUGAACAACACUAAAUGUUCUACAGUUGAUUGUUUGCUUGCUCUAACAUCACAAGAAGCAACAGAAGCUGUGCCAUGGGAUGAUUUUCCAAACUGGGAUAUGUAUGACCAAUACGAUAUCCCGAAGAAACUCACGAAAUUUGACGGUUCUAUGGCAAUAGUUGAUGGUUACGUUGUUCAAAACAGCCUCCAUUCGAAGCCUGGGCGAGGUGGAUUCAAAAUGGACAUUCCUUUCCUGGUCGGUCUGUACAUUUUCUCAGUAGUGCUGCGUCAAGAAAUGGACGGAAAGACCCACCUGGUGAUAUGGGGUACAUGGGAUAAAACCGAACUACGAGCGCUUUGUGCAUCACCAGCAGCUAGACACAAUUUAGCACGUAACAUUGCGGACAUGUCAAUCAAGAUGUAUCCUGUAACUGGAAACCUAACUGCGCGUUAUCAAUGGGCAAGUAUGGUAAGCGAUAUAAGAGUAAACUGUGGAAAUAACCUUGUAGCUUUGAUGGCGGCAAAAAAGUUCAAAUCACCAGUCUACCGUUAUGUUAAUACCAACAACCCAUCGAAACCUUUCGGAGACGGCGGGGGAUCCAAUCUACCCUUUUCCAUACUCACGAUAUGUAUGCCUUCUUUUGGAUAUUUGGACAGUUUACUUGUAUCCUCUCAGCGAUUCGGACAAAAAGUUUCAAAGGAAUAUGAAAAAAUGAGGUUAUAUCUUUUGUGCGUCAUGGUCGUCCUAACACAACGUCAUGGGGACAACAUUUCCAGGUUCCACUGGACUCAUCUCUGA